CAGUCUGUGUUUAAAGGUAAAAUGUACAGCCAGCUGCAGGCACUGCACAUGAACAUAGAGAGUAAGAUCCAGGUCGGAGGCUCGAACCUGGACAUCAGCUACUGGGAGAGUCUAUUGCAGCAGGUGCGAGUCUAAAUGGCACGGGUGAGAAGCUGCAGCUCCACUAAAUUCUCUGCUUCUACUCUGAAUCUGGAACUGUCAUGAAAGUUCUGGAAUCUCUUGUCAUAUGUUUCUGUGUGAAAGAGCCAAUACAUUUUCAUUUGAAGCAUUUAUCAGCAGCUGCAGCAGUGUGACUGUUUGAGAAACUGAGACUGACGUUGCUCUGUAGCAGAGACUUCAAGAACUUUAGGACAUGCUGUUCUUCCUUGUCCUGUCUUUUUGGGUUUCAGCUGUAUUGACUUCGGGCCAGGUUUGGCCAUUGAACAGCACACCACGAAAAACAGUCACUCUGAGUAACAGAGGACAUGUCUUUCAAGAGGAGGGAGUGUGGAAUUACACCACCAUGCUCCUGAUGGAAGAUGAGGGUGUGCUCAUCCUGGGAGCUCGAGAGGCCAUCUUUGCCUUGGACCUCAACAACAUCACACACAAGAAGGCUAUGGUUAAAUGGGCGGUGACUUCAGAGAUGCAGCGCACUUGUAUUUUCAAAGGGAAAACUCAGACUGAUUGUCAUAACUACAUCCGGAUCCUUCAUAAAAUGUCGAACGACACCAUGUUUGUUUGUGGUACCAACGCUUUUAAUCCAACCUGUGAUAUUAUGUCUUAUAAAGACGGCAAGCUGACUCUCGAAGGUAAACAACAAGAUGGGAAAGGAAAGUGUCCAUUUGAUCCUUUCCUGAGAUGCGCCUCUGAAUUUGUCGAUGGAAAGCUGUACUCUGCUACGUAUAAUAAUUUCCUGGGCUUUGAACCAAUUGUGAUGCGCAGCUUAAAUGGCACCAUAAGAACUGAAUACAAGACUUCAUGGCUUAAUGAGCCCAAUUUCAUUGGCAUAAAGCAUGUAGCUGAGGGAGAUGACAACCCAGAGGGGGAUGAUGACAAGAUUUACCUUUUCUUUAAUGAAAGAGCUGUGGAGUACGAUGCCUACAGUAAGAUGGAGGUGUCAAGGGUGGCCCGUGUUUGUAAGGGGGAUGUGGGAGGACAGCGGACAUUGCAGAAGAAGUGGACGUCAUUUUUAAAGACUCACCUGGACUGUCCUGUCCUUCAAACCAGACUACCACUUCUCAUACAGGAUGUGUUCCUCUUCUGCCCAGACACCUGGAAAACCUGUAUGUUCUACGGUGUCUUCACUCCUCAGGGCUGUGAACUUACUAAAAAGGACAUGUCGGAGUACUCAGCAGUGUGCGCUUACAGGAUACAGGACAUUAGGGAAGUCUUCUCUAAAGGCAAAUUCAAAACGCUACACGAUGAUACAUCACUUAGAAAAUGGGUGACAUACUACGGACCUUUGCCUGACCCUCGCCCCGGAGCUUGUAUUAACAGUAAAACAAGGGAGAAAGGGAUUUCAAAGUCUUUGGACCUCCCUGAUAAAACCCUCAUGUUCAUCCGAGACAACCCACUGAUGGAUCAGGCAGUGAAGCCUUCUGAGCAGCCCCUACUGGUGAAGAAAGGAGCUGCAUUUACUUGUAUAGUGGUGGCCAGCACUACUGCCCUGGAUGGGAGCAGCCAUCAGGUCAUGUUUAUUGGCACAGCAAGCGGUUCAGUGCUGAAAGCAGUCAACUAUGACGGAAAGAUGGUGAUAAUAGAGGAGGUGCAGCUCUUUAAGCAGUCCGACCCAGUAAAGAUAUUGCGGCUCUCUAUUUCCCUGGGUCAGCUGUAUGCAGGCUCAGAGGAAGCAACGGUGCAGAUGCCACUUAGUACAUGUGACCAUUACGCUUCCUGUAUGGACUGUGUGCUGGCCAGAGACCCUUACUGCGGCUGGGACCUCAGCGCUGACCGCUGCAUUGCUAUAAAAAACAUUCAUCCAGACACACACAGUGAGGUGGUUCAGAGUCUGAGAGAUGGAAAUGCUGCACGUUGUCCUGCAGUCAAAAGUACUACGAUCAUUAAAACCUUCUAUCCUGGUAACGAGGUCAGGUUGCUUUGCCAGCCAGGAUCAAACCUGGCCCGAGUGCAGUGGAGCUUAAACAAUCACACAAUUCAAAACUCCAACACGUACCACAUUCAGCACAACAACUUGUUGAUCCUCAACGCCUUGGACAGAUACGCCGGAUUCUACACCUGCACCUCUGUAGAGUCCUCCAAUGGUAAAGACUAUGUCAUCCAAACUGCUACAUAUGAGCUGAGGCUGGGGAACUUCAUGGAGCAUCCUUCAGUUCAGCUGCAAGUCCAGAAACUGCAGAACACUCUCUUGGCCCUCAAGAUCCUGGUCAUUAUACCAACACUGAUAUUAUUAGUUCUUGUGGUAUGGAACUUCUACAAAGGGCAUUUUGCUGUCCAGAGAAAGUCAAAAAAAUCUGAGGAAAGUCCACAGAGUGUAUCUGUCUGUCAGGAGCCACUGCAAAUUGUUCAAGAAAGUUCAAGAAAAAUAACAUUUAAAAAAAAAAAAUAAUCCCCUGAUAUGACAAACCAGCAUAAUGGAGACAAAUUGCUCCAGUGAAGUUUAUUUUUUAUUUUGCAGACACCUCAAUGACGAAUCCAACAUAAUCCAGUUUCAUAGCUCAAGACACAUAAUCUGAACUGAUUGGAGAUUUAAAAACAGUUUUAUUACACUUUAUUAUUUCAUUUUAUUUGUAAACUUCAGUAUAUGCUUAAAACCCAAAAACACUGAAACUGGUUUAAGCACAGUAUAUUGUUUUAUACAACCAGUCAUCCAUGGGAUGCCAGCAUAAUUCAUAUUUCCUUCAUAAAUCUGUAUUAUGGAGGAGACAUUGAAUGAGAAUGACCACCGGUUUAGUUUUUUCUUUUUCUUUCUUUUUUAAUUAUUUAUUGAUCAUUUGAGCUAGUGGUAAAUGGUUUUGUGAAGGUCUCUGUGCACUAGAGCCUGUGUAUGUCUUUCCAGACAGGAUACACAAACACUUCUUUCAAAAUCCAUGUCAGAUAACACAUUUAGCACGUCUAGACAUCUACACUGAGCUUUUGACAUGUGUGCCUUUUUCAAACCUCUUGCUGUUGAAGCCUCCAGAUUCAGUACUGUGUUUCCAGGGCAGUAGCCCAAUGACAUUUGCAGGACUUUUUUUUACCUCUCUCUUGAUGUCUUCUUCUUCUUCUACUGCAUAUCCUAUGUAUUUUUUUAAUUUAUUCUAACAUUUUGUGAGCAUUUUUUACUGUAAAAUAAACUGUGAAUGUGUUUGUCUAA
Tachysurus fulvidraco (yellow catfish) is the source of this 3292-nucleotide messenger RNA. RefSeq names its product semaphorin-4E-like. Bases 353 to 2545 code for a protein of 730 amino acids. Gene Ontology annotation, molecular function: chemorepellent activity; semaphorin receptor binding. Gene Ontology annotation, biological process: neural crest cell migration; negative regulation of axon extension involved in axon guidance; negative chemotaxis. The record is from RefSeq and is a predicted model, not a curated record. The transcript is spliced from 16 exons. NCBI's taxonomy places the organism in Eukaryota, Metazoa, Chordata, Actinopteri, Siluriformes, Bagridae.